GAAUGAUAUCCAAGUCUUGGUUUUGCCCAGGGCGAAGAGGUCGUACUCUCAGAGCCGCUCUAGCUGUCGCGCGGACUCCACAUUCCACCCAAGAGGGAAUCUCUUGUGUUUUUUAAAAGUGACGAAGAAGACCAUAUACUCUCCUCGAGUUUUUUUUUUUUUUUUAAGAGCCGAGAUAUAAUUUUUAUUUAGAAUCACUAAAAAGACCCCUUAUUGCAGAAAAUACAACACAAAAAAAAUAAAAGAAAUCCCAAAUAAACAAACCUAACUACCUACAAACAUGUCUGACGACGAGGAACAAUACUCCAGCGAGGAGGAGGUUGAGGAAGUGUAAGCAACCGGAGAAGAAAUUUGAGGGUAGAACAUCCCAAAAGGAGUCCGGUGAAGGAGUCGAGUUUAUGAAGAGACAAGAACAGAAGAGAAGUGACCUCGAUGAACAGCUCAAGGAAUACAUUUCGGAAUGGAGAAAGCAGAGAGCCAAGGAGGAAGAGGAGCUCAAACGGCUGAAGGAGAAACAAGCGAAGCGCAAGGUGACUCGCGCCGAAGAAGAGAAGAAAUUGGCUCAAAAGAAAAAAGAAGAGGAAGAACGUCGUCAACGUGAAAUUGAGGAGAAGAAACAACGAGAUAUGGAAGAAAAGAGAAGACGUUUAGAAGAAUCUGAGAAGAAGCGUCAAGCAAUGAUGCAAGCAAUGAAGGAUCAGGCGAGCAAGAAAGGUCCCAACUUCACCAUCACCAAGAGUAGUAUAGCUGGAAACAUGUCGUCGGCACAAUUGGAGCGCAACAAAACGAAAGAACAAUUGGAAGAGGAAAAGAAAAUUUCCUUGAGCAUUCGUAUUAAAGCAUUGGAAAUCGAUGGUCUGGGAAUUGACAAAUUAAGAAAUAAGGCCCAGGAUCUUUGGGACCAGAUUGUCAAGCUCGAGACUGAAAAAUACGAUCUUGAGGAGCGUCAAAAACGUCAAGACUACGAUCUUAAAGAAUUAAAGGAAAGACAGAAGCAACAACUUAGACACAAGGCCCUUAAAAAGGGACUGGACCCAGAAGCUCUCACCGGAAAAUACCCACCUAAAAUUCAAGUCGCCUCCAAGUAUGAGCGUCGUGUAGACACCAGGUCCUAUGACGACAAAAAGAAACUCUUCGAGGGUGGUCUCACCGAUCAGAUCAAGGACACCAUGGAAAAACAAUGGAACCUUCAGAAAGAGCAGUUCCUUGGUCGUCAAAAGACGAAGCUACCAAAAUGGUUUGGCGAGAGGCCAGGAAAGAAAACUGGCGAUCCCGAAUCACCGGAAGGCGAGGAAGACGUGAAGGCAUCGGGUGACGUCGAUCUUGAGGAACCGCAAUUCGACGAAGAAGAAGAGGAAGAAGAGGCAGAGGAGGGUGAGGCAGAAGAGGAAGAGGAAGAAGAAGAGGAGGAGGAAGAAGAAGAAGAGGAGGAAGAAGAAGAAGAAGAGGAAGAAGAAGAAGAGGAGGAGGAAGAAUAAAAAAAAAUUACCAUCACUCAAUCACAAUUUUUUUUUCUCUCUCUCAUCAUUCGCGACCAAAAAAAAAUUAUUUUCUCACAAACGCACCAACACUCGUAUUUUCUUCUCUUCUUUCUUUGCGUGCGAGUAAAAAAUGACGCCUUUAAAAAAAAAUGUUCACACAUGAAAUUUUUCUUCUUUUUUUCGUGAAAAUAAUAAAAAAAAAUAAUGUUGCAAUUAAUUAAAAUCAAGCAACUGAAGAUUUUUUUUCUGUUGAAAUAAUACGCGCGUCUCGCUAUUACUACUUAUUACUACUGUUACUAUUAUUAUUAUUACAAUUAUUAUACAAUUUACAAUAAUAUUAUACACAACCAACACACAAACAUUAUUAAAAUAAAUGA
This is a messenger RNA of Leptopilina heterotoma, 1858 nucleotides long. RefSeq names its product troponin T, skeletal muscle (gene TpnT). Gene Ontology annotation, molecular function: tropomyosin binding. Gene Ontology annotation, biological process: sarcomere organization; muscle contraction; regulation of muscle contraction. The coding region runs from base 399 to 1478 and encodes 359 amino acids. The transcript is spliced from 15 exons. Gene Ontology annotation, cellular component: troponin complex. NCBI's taxonomy places the organism in Eukaryota, Metazoa, Arthropoda, Insecta, Hymenoptera, Figitidae. The record is from RefSeq and is a predicted model, not a curated record.